GCAAAUUGGGUAAUUCUUAUAAAAACGCGUACAGACGAUUUCUGUCUACAGAAAAACGAUUAGAACUAAAUAAAAAGUUAGGUAAGGAUUAUCAGCAAUUCAUGUAUGAUUACCUAUAUCUUGGUCACAUGGAACCGCUGCGCGGCGCGGGGGAAGGGUCGGUCAAUGAACCAGGCUAUUUUCUACCGCAUCACGCUGUAGUAAACGAUAACAGUAGCACCACUCGUCUGCGCGUAGUAUUCGACGGUUCUAGUAAAACCGAUACAGGGAUAAGCUUAAACAAUGUCCUAUUAAAAGGACCAACAAUACAAGACGAUUUAUUAAAUAUUUUGGCUAGGUUUCGUACACACAAAUACGCUAUAUCCGCAGACAUAUCGAAGAUGUACCGUCAAAUUUGGAUUGCACCGGAGCAUCGGAAAUAUCAAAAAAAUAUUUUGGCGUGAAAAUAAGGAACAGCCUAUGCAAAUAUUUCAAUUAAAUACGGUCACUUAUGGUAUUGUCUCGGCAUCGUUCUUAGCUACCGCGUGCUUGUAUAAACUAGCGGAGGACGAGCAUAGUAAUUUUCCAAAGGCGUGUAAUACAAUAAAAAAUGACUUUUACAUGGAUGAUUAUUUAGGGGGUGCAAAUACGAAAGAGAUGGCCAUACAAUUACGUAAUGAUUUGCGAACAGUGUUACAAUCCGGUGGCUUUAACUUACGAAAAUGGUCUGCCAAUGAUCCGGAGUUAUUAAAAAAUUUAAAUACGGAAAAUAGUGAUUCUAUGUUGGUACUCGAAUUAGAAAACGAAAUGGCGAAAGUUCUCGGGGUACUGUGGCAUCCUAGGAAAGAUAUAUUUCAAUAUAAAGUACAGGAUACAAGUUCGGAAAUUCAAUCGACAACAAAGAGAAGCAUAUUAGCGCAAAUAGCUUCAUUGUUCGACCCACUCGGUUUAGUGGGACCUAUAAUUAUAAAGGCAAAAAUUUUAACGCAAGCAAUGUUAGCAAACAGUCGAUUAAAGUACUGGAUAAUUGGAGGCAGAAAUAUUGCUAGACAUAUAUUUCACCAGUGUGUAAAGUGUUUUCGACUUCGACCAACAGUAGUUGAACCAAUAAUGGCGGAUUUACCAUCGGAACGACUUGUGCCAAAUCGACCGUUUAAAAAAUGCGGGGUUGACUAUGCCGGUCCUAUUACCAUAAAAACAAGUUUACGAAGAAAUGCUACAACAAUAAAAGGGUAUAUCUGUGUGUUUGUAUGUUUUAGCACUCGGGCAGUCCAUAUUGAAUUAGUUGCUGAUCUAACUGCUGAAGCAUUUCUAAAUGCUUUAAAACGCUUUAUUGGACGCCGCGGUGUAUGCUCCGAUAUAUUUAGUGAUAAUGCUACUAAUUUUGUGGGAGCUAAUAAUAAAUUGUUAGAGCUAAAAAAAAUAUUUCAUACUGAAGAGCAUUUAACUAAAAUAUACGAUGCUUUAUCGUCUGAGGGCAUAAGGUGGCAUUUCAUACCCCCUCGAUCCCCUCAUUUUGGCGGAUUGUGGGAGGCUUCCAUUAAAUCUAUAAAAAAUCAUUUAUACCGAGUUUUAGGUACGGCUAAUCUGACAUAUGAUGAACUGAACACCAUCUUAAUUAAAAUAGAGGCAGUCCUUAAUUCCAGACCUUUAACCCCAUGUUCCUCCGAUCCUACUGAUACGACACCAUUAACACCGGCUCAUUUUUUAAUUGGUGAACCUACCUGUUCAUUACCGGAGCCAGAUUUAACUGGUAUACCAGAAAAUCGAUUAAAACGUUGGCAGUGGGUAACGCAAUUGACUCAAAUAUUAUGGAAGCGCUGGAGUAAAGAAUAUUUGUCGCAACUUCAAACGAGGCAAAAGUGGUUAGCAAAUAGGGGCCCUAAGCUCAAGAUCGGUACUAUAGUAUUAGUGAAAGAAGACGACGUGCCCCCGAUGUCUUGGUCAAUGGGUCGAGUUGUUCGUGUCCAAGCUGGUGACGACGGUGUCAUCCGAGUGGCGACUAUAUUAUCAAAAGGAAAAGAAAUAUCCAGAGCUGUCCGUAAACUUUGUCCUCUUCCUUUUGAGGAUAAUAGUUCGUAAAAUAUUUUUUUUUUAUUCUAUGAUAUCUUAUUGAUAUUUAAA
This is a messenger RNA of Melanaphis sacchari, 2103 nucleotides long. RefSeq lists its product as uncharacterized. Gene Ontology annotation, biological process: DNA integration. Gene Ontology annotation, molecular function: nucleic acid binding. NCBI's taxonomy places the organism in Eukaryota, Metazoa, Arthropoda, Insecta, Hemiptera, Aphididae. The record is from RefSeq and is a predicted model, not a curated record. Bases 460 to 2061 code for a protein of 533 amino acids. The transcript has 2 exons.